AUGGUUCUUAUGGACGAGGAGAUGGUAGCGGCCGAUUCCGUGAGGAUACCUGGGUUUCCUGCCACAUGCUUCGUCAAGGUUCGCAGCUUAGAGCGGCGCACAAUGGGUCGUAUUUCUCGCAUACUUCGAAAGAAGGUAAGAAAGAUCAAGAAGAUUGCUCCUCCCAGGGACGGAAGCAAGUUGGCGGUGCGAGGCCAGGUGUCCUCGGCGACUGUCAAGGUCAAGGCAAGACGUGUAGCAACUCCAGUGCGCUCGAACCUUAGAGAGGACCAUGCAAUGCAGUGCAGACCCGAAGUUGCCGGCUUGGACGUCGAGGUCAUGAAAGAAACAGACGAAGCGCUGCAUCAGAAAGUGAAGAAAGGAGAGGUUCCUGGAGUGAUCAGCAUGGUGUUCAGGCGUGGUGUUCUUGGGCACCUGGAUUGCUUUGGCUUUGCAGAUCUCGAAAGGAAGGUCGAGAUGAAGCCGGACAGCAUUGUUCGGUUGUACUCCAUGACGAAGUGCAUCGUUUCUGCGGCCUUGGGCGUUUGUUUGGAGGAAGGCCUACUUGGCCUUGAUGAUCAUGUCUCCAAGUACAUCCCUGCCUUUGCCAAUGUACAGGUGUCCACUGAGGACGGCAUAGUUGCAGCGCGCCAACCAAUCACCGUUUUGCAUUUACUAACCCAUACCUCUGGUAUCGGUUAUGGACCUAUGCUAGGAGAAGAACCCAGUUGCAACGGUGAGGAACGCUUCAAAGAAUUGAUCAUCCGUACUGGUUUGGCCAGAAAGUCCAGCGAUCCCCGAGCAGUGUGCACACUGGAGCAGUGGUGCAACGAGUUGGCAGCCAUUCCUUUGCAACAUCACCCGGGCGACGACUGGCUUUAUGGCUACGGUCAUGACGUGAUUGGCCGCAUCAUUGAAGUGGCCACAGGCCAGGCGCUGGACCACGUGAUCCGCAGCAAGGUCACAGGACCUUUGAAGAUGGUUGAUACGAGCUUUGAGAUCUCAGCAAACAAGUGGUUUCGUACCUCCGGAAUGUAUCGCUUGGAAGAAGAGGAGGGUAAAGAACCGAAACUGCUGCGUCUCGAUUCACCAAGCAGUGAAUGCAAUGAGUGGAUUGCAGGUAACACCAGCCCCAUCCUUGCAGGUGGUGGCAGCGUCGACGCAAUGACAGGAGGGAUGGUGAGCACCGCGAGAGACUACUCGCGGUUUCUCCUCAUGUUGCUCCGGAAGGGAGAGCUUGAUGGCAUCAGAGUGCUGAAGCCGGAGACGGUUGAAUUAUUGAGCUCCAAUCUCUUGCCAAGGGCAACAGGAAAGGAUGAUGUGUGGGCCUUCGGAUCUCCUGGUGUUGGUUUCGGUCUGCUUGGAUCUGUCUCGGUGCAGCAUCCGGAACUUGACGAGGCACUACGACCGGGUGAAUAUGGUUGGGGUGGAAUGGCCGGUACUGCUUGGACUAACGAUCCCCAGGAGGAUUUUGUCCUCCUAAGCUUUUCUUUGGUGGCCUUUGACCUCUCGACAGAAGAGGUCUUGAGGGCUGGCGUCAGGAAGUCCAUUGCCAGCUUCAACUCAAGGACCUGUGCGUAG
Cladocopium goreaui is the source of this 1560-nucleotide messenger RNA. The record is from the annotation of a GenBank genome assembly. NCBI's taxonomy places the organism in Eukaryota, Dinophyceae, Suessiales, Symbiodiniaceae.